GGAGGAAGUUCAAACUCCCUGGAGUUUCUGAAAGCGGCGUGUUGACGCAUGAAAAUGUGUUCCUCUUUGCGUAAAAAGGCACAUCGCCUCUUUGAAAUGCAUCAUUCAUAACACACUUGUAGAGAAGCUUUUAUCUGUUAGUUAAGUUGUUUCCGUUUAUUGGAUAUCAUUAUUGCAUUUACUUGACAACAUGUCAGAAGUCUUCAUUAUAGAUCUAAUUCACUGUCGGUGUCCGCAGCACAGCUCGUGCGUGGAGAGGCAAGUAAAAAGCGUCACAGGUAGGAGCGAUGUCGGCUUUCAGAUAUAUCUACUAUUCGGACCACAUGGUCAACGUUGUAAUGCAAACGGCGAGAACAAGAUGUCUUUGCUGGAAACGUUUUUCAGUCAGAAGACAAACGUCCACGUAUUGGACUACACCACCGUUACGGAGUCUUGGUACCGUUUCAAACUAGCCGUGGACCAACUGGACUUACGAACGGUUCGGGUCUUCACCUCAAAAAAAAGGAGACCGAUGUUUGAAGCAUACAUUGAGCAACUUUUCACGGAAGUGUAUACAUUUGAGUACAUCACAUCACAUGACCUCCCGUGCCCUGGUCAUGUGCAAUGCGACUCACCUUUAGCUUCACCUGUCAGUGAGGUCAGAGAGGAGGUCAGAAGCUUUCUGCAGCAGUUACCUGCUAAAGGAGACGUCACCAUACUGAGGUCCACUUUAAUUUCAGACUGUUUCUCCCAUGGAUUCACCACACGUACAGGAGGUAUUUCCUCCAUCUCCACCCUCUCCUCUCUCAACCUGUUUAGUAGCUCCAGACGCAGAGACCCCAUGACCCUUGUAGCCGAGAACAUCCGCCGACUAGCCCGAAAGGCUGGGUUCUACCCCCGACGCCUGCACCUGGUCAAGGUGAACCACAGCAGUGAUGUAUGGGUGAUGGGAAAGGAAGAGGAGCCACACGACUAUGAUGGCAUCGUAACCAAUCAGAGAGGUGUUGUCAUAGCUGCACCAGGAGCUGAUUGCAUGCCCCUCCUCUUCACUGACCCCGUGGCCAGGGUCAUCGGAGUAGCUCACGCUGGAUGGAAAGGAACCCUGAUGGGUGUUGCCAUGGCUACAGUCAACGCCAUGGUGAUGGGAUUCGGCAGCAGGGCGUGUGACGUCACCGUGGUGAUCGGGCCGUCGGUGGGGGCCUGUUGCUUUACACUGGAGAGAGAGCAAGCUGCAGACUUCUACUCUAUCCACCCUGACUGUGUUCCUGACAUGGCUGAGACCAGGCCUCAUGUCAACAUACGACUAGCCACCAGAAUACUUCUCCAGAGGGAAGGGGUCCUGCCUGAGCGUAUCCAUGACGACACGGUGACUGACAGGCCGAGCGUGACCCUGUGCACAUCCUGUCACCCUGAGGCCUUCUUCUCCCACGUCAGGGACGGGCUUAACUUCGGAACACAGAUCGGCUUCCUGUGGAUGGAUGAAACAGGAACUACUGACUGUUUCAGUAGUUCAGAACACUGAAUUAAUUUAUGUACAUUACCAGUCAAGGUUUAGAACACCUACUCAUUGCAGGGUUUUUCUUUAUUUGGACUAUUUUCGACAUUGUAGAAUAAUAGUGAAGACA
Messenger RNA from Oncorhynchus tshawytscha (Chinook salmon), 1604 nucleotides. RefSeq names its product laccase (multicopper oxidoreductase) domain containing 1 (gene lacc1). Bases 191 to 1501 code for a protein of 436 amino acids. The transcript has 5 exons. Gene Ontology annotation, molecular function: copper ion binding. The record is from RefSeq and is a predicted model, not a curated record. NCBI's taxonomy places the organism in Eukaryota, Metazoa, Chordata, Actinopteri, Salmoniformes, Salmonidae.